AUGAGAGCACUGUUCCUUACUGUAGCGCUUAUCGUCCUCCACACUGUCAACUGCGCUGACAAUCGUUUAGCUAUGGCCACAAAGUGUGUGAACACUCUUGGAAUCACUUUUUACACUGCUGCACAGCUGAACACUAUCUUCGCGUGUGCUGACCCGCAGGUUUAUGCAACUCCAACAAAUACGACAGCUAUGAUUUCAGUAGCUAAAGACUGCAUCAUCAACAAUUCCGGUUCAAAAGCUCUCGCAGCUCUCAGUCUGUAUACAAACAUCAACAGUUGUCUCAGUCCGGACGACAUUCUUACAUUGGCCACGGAAUGGGCAACUCCAUUGACGAAGCUAACAAAGACAUUGACCAAUAAGUGUCUCAAAAAGAUCAAAACAUGUAAAGCAGCUGGUACCGCACAAGAAGCAUGUCUUCAGAAGUUGUACACCCUCGCAAAAGCAGCAAUCACUAAAGCUUAUGUGGAUAAGAUUUGUAAGAAGUUUGUGAAGCAGAACCUGAGCAAAUCCCAAUACGCGUGUGGUGUCAAAUAUGCUCCACAGGUCAUGACAAUAACUGGUUACAAGUGUGCAACAUUGACAAUCACCUAA
Caenorhabditis remanei is the source of this 591-nucleotide messenger RNA. RefSeq lists its product as uncharacterized. Lineage: Eukaryota; Metazoa; Nematoda; Chromadorea; Rhabditida; Rhabditidae. Bases 1 to 591 code for a protein of 196 amino acids. The transcript is spliced from 5 exons. The record is from RefSeq and is a predicted model, not a curated record.